This is a messenger RNA of Boleophthalmus pectinirostris (great blue-spotted mudskipper), 582 nucleotides long. RefSeq names its product tubulin beta-6 chain-like. Gene Ontology annotation, biological process: microtubule cytoskeleton organization; mitotic cell cycle. NCBI's taxonomy places the organism in Eukaryota, Metazoa, Chordata, Actinopteri, Gobiiformes, Gobiidae. Gene Ontology annotation, molecular function: GTP binding; GTPase activity; structural constituent of cytoskeleton. The record is from RefSeq and is a predicted model, not a curated record. Gene Ontology annotation, cellular component: microtubule; cytoplasm. Bases 1 to 582 code for a protein of 193 amino acids. The transcript has 4 exons.
AUGCGGAUCCGUUCUGCGGAUCCGCCGCGAAUCUCCGGGCGGAUCCGCCGCAUUUGUUGGCGAUUUUUGCCCUCUCCCAAAGUAUCUGACACUGUUGUAGAGCCCUACAAUGCCACACUAUCACUCCACCAGCUGAUUGAGAACACAGACGAGACAUUCUGUAUAGAUAAUGAGGCUCUGUACAACAUCUGUUUCCGCACCCUUAAGUUCACCACACCCACCUACGGUGACCUCAACCACCUGGUGUCCGCCGUCAUGAGUGACGUCACCGCCACCCUCAGGUUCCUGGGACAGCUCAACGCUGACCUGCGUAAACUGGCAGUCAACAUGGUGCCCUUCCCCCAUAUGCACUUCUUCAUGCCUGGCAUCGCCCCCCUCACCAGCAGAGGCAGCCAGCAGUAUACGUCCUUCACCUUCCGCAUGCUCACAACAGCACAGCCAUCCAGGAGGCGCAAGGCUUUUCUGCACUGGUAUGUGGGAGAAGGCAUGGAAGAAGCCGAAUUUGCAGAGGCCGAAAAGAGCAUUAUUGACCUGGCUGAGUAUCAGCAGUACCAGGAUGCCACUGGAGAUGAAAGUGCAUAA